Molecule: messenger RNA, 3025 nt
Organism: Selaginella moellendorffii
Lineage: Eukaryota; Viridiplantae; Streptophyta; Lycopodiopsida; Selaginellales; Selaginellaceae
Product: ubiquitin carboxyl-terminal hydrolase 13
Exons: 21
Coding region: 255-2756 (833 amino acids)
Biological process (GO): regulation of protein stability; protein deubiquitination
Cellular component (GO): cytosol; nucleus
Molecular function (GO): cysteine-type deubiquitinase activity; cysteine-type endopeptidase activity; protein binding
Source: RefSeq, a predicted model, not a curated record
AACAGCCCCUGGAUGAGCGCCACGUGGACGCCACCUCACUCCUCGCGAGGGCAGCGAGGGCGUCCCUCUCAGUCUCCUUUGCUUCUUCUCUCCCUCGUUUUCACACUGCCCAGUUUGUAGCAAAGCGAAUAAGAAACUUUGAUCUUUUAUCCUAGGUCUCGCCCGCUUCGUCCCAACCCUAAGGCCUCUCCAAUUCUCUAAGCGAUUCCAAUCCGCGAGACAGCGCCGGGCGGGGCGGAGGAGGCGCGCGCGCGAUGACAGCAAUGGCGAUGGCUGUGGAGGAGGAGCAAGGAGGUGUGCUCGUUGCCGCCGGCGCUAAUCCGAAUGCCACCGACGCGGCGGAGGCAAUGGAAGUUGUUAGCCAAGCCGAGACCGUUCCAGUAUCUGGAGAGAGCCGAGCAGCCGAGGAUCCACUGUGUGGAAAAUUCACUUGGCCGAUCGAGAAUUUCUCCAAGAUCACCAUAAAAAAAUACUACUCGGAUCCUUUCGUCAUCGGUGGAUACAAAUGGAGGAUACUGGUGUUUACCCAAGGCAACAAUGUGGAUUGCCUUUCCAUGUACUUGGAUGUGGCAGAUUCGGCAAGCCUUUCUUACGGCUGGAGCCGAUUUGCACAGUUCAACUUGGCGGUUAUCAACCAGUUUGAUCCCAAGCUGAGCAUCAGAAAAGAUACUCAGCACCAUUUUAACGCCAAGGAGAGUGACUGGGGGUUUACUUCUUUCAUGCCUCUACAUGAUCUGUAUGAUCCCGGUAGAGGAUACCUUGUCAAUGAUACACUUAUACUGGAGGCCGAUGUUAACGUGCGGAAGAUGGUAGACAGUUUCUCUUACGACUCAAAGAAAGAGACGGGAUUUGUAGGUCUGAAAAACCAAGGAGCUACUUGUUACAUGAAUUCUCUUUUACAGACACUGUAUCACCUGCCAUUUUUCCGAAAGGCAGUAUACCAUAUGCCAACAACGGAACAUGAUGUUCCAUCCAGUAGUAUACCACUGGCACUUCAAAGUUUGUUCUAUAAGAUCCAGUAUAGCGACACGAGUGUUGCAACUAAAGAUUUGACUAGAUCGUUUGGUUGGGAUACGUACGAUUCGUUUAUGCAGCAUGAUGUGCAAGAAUUGAACCGUGUUUUGUGCGAGAAGCUGGAGGAUAAGAUGAAGAGUACUGCUGUUGAAGGUACCAUACAGCAGCUUUUCGAAGGCCAUCAUAUGAAUUAUAUUGAAUGCAUCAAUGUGGACUAUAAGUCCACUCGAAAGGAAUCUUUUUAUGAUUUGCAGCUUGAUGUAAAAGGCUGCAAGGAUGUUUAUGCGUCGUUUGAUAAAUACGUCGAGGUAGAGAAGCUCGAAGGGGAUAACAAGUAUCAUGCUGAACAGCAUGGCCUUCAGGAUGCACGCAAGGGCGUGCUCUUUGUGGAUUUUCCCCCUGUUCUCCAGCUUCAACUCAAGCGGUUUGAAUAUGAUUUUGUGCGAGACACAAUGGUUAAGAUAAACGAUCGCUACGAGUUUCCUCUGCAAUUGGAUUUAGAUAGGGAGAACGGCAAAUAUUUAUCGCCGGAUGCCGAUAGAGGCGUGAGGAAUUUGUACUCUUUGCAUAGCGUCUUGGUGCAUAGUGGAGGUGUACACGGAGGGCACUACUACGCAUUUAUCAGACCAACUUUAUCUGAUCAGUGGUAUAAGUUUGACGAUGAACGCGUGACAAAAGAAGAAACCAAACGAGUUCUCGAGGAGCAAUAUGGUGGAGAGGAGGAACUUCCACAGGCGAAUCCUGGUUUCAACAACACUGCGUUCAAAUUUACGAAGUACUCAAACGCUUAUAUGCUUGUUUACGUCCGAGAGUGCGAUAAAGAUCGGAUAAUUUGCAAUGUGGACGAAAUAGAUAUUGCAGAGCAUUUACGGGUGAGGCUAAAACGGGAGUACGAUGACAAAGAGAAAAAACGGAAAGAGAAGUCUGAAGCUCAUUUGUACACUGUCAUAAAGGUAACAAGAGAAGACGAUAUUUCUGAACAAAUAGGAAGGGACAUUUUCUUUGAUCUCGUUGAUCAUGAUAGAAUUCACAGUUUUCGAGUUCUGAAGCAGCUGCCAUUCGCAAAAUUCAAGGAGGAAGUUUCCAAGGAGUUCAACGUUCCCGUAAAUUGCCAAAGGUUUUGGCUAUGGGCUAAGCGUCAAAACCAUACUUACCGUCCGAGCAGACCAUUGAAUGAGCAAGAGGAAUCACAGAUGGUUGGGAACAUCAAAGAGACAGCAACAAACAAGACAUACAAUGGGGAACUGAGGCUGUUUUUGGAGGUUCAAAAGGCUCAAGACAUGUACAUUCCAUUAUCUCCAUCCGAGAAAACGAAGGAUGAUAUCUUGCUUUUCCUGAAACUGUAUAUUCCGGAUAAGGAAGAUUUAAGAUAUGCGGGAAAGUUAAUGGUGAAGGCCAAUGGAAAAGCUGCGGACAUCGUAGAAAAGCUGAAUGAGAUCGCGGGUUAUCCAUCUGGUGAAGAAAUUCUGCUGUUUGAGGAAAUUAAAUUUGACCCGAAUGUGAUGUGCGAACCAAUUGACAAGAAACUUACGUUUCGAGACAGUCAGUUGGAAGAUGGUGACAUCAUAUGCUUCCAGAAGGCAGUAAGCAAAGAGGACUCGCAGCAAUUGUCGCUUCCAAACGUUGCUAUGUUUCUGGAGCAUGUCCGCAGCCGUCAGGUUCAAAGAACUUCACAAGCGCUAGCCGUGUCCAGAGCUCCUGGAGCCCGUGCCUUGUGCUGGCGAAGUCCACAAGUCCAAUGAAACAACGCUGUUCACUCUUCUAUAGGAGAAACAACACACACACACACACACACGCUACUUAUGCGAUACCAGCGGAGAAUUCGAUCGAUCGAGCGAGAGUUUGUAAGGUUUGUGCGGACUAGGAGGAGAGAGAGCGAGAGAUUUGCGACGGGAAAAAAAAGGAAGGUUUGUUGUUUGUAGGAGGCGCGACGACGAUGUGAAGCUUGUGUAAGUUAUAUAGCUAACAUCAUCGACAACAGAUUUAAUACACACAGGAAAGAUUUAUUCCA